UUCCUCACGUAACGAUAAUUUUUAUAUAAAAAUAUGUUGUGCUUAGAUCGAAGAGCAUAAUUUCUUCAACAUGGGACCUUUAUACCUAAUUAUAGCUUUAUUAAUACAGAAUUCGUACACAGAAACAAUAACGGAUAAUGAAGACAAUCAAAUUGAGUCAGUUAGUGAAAGUACAGUUAAAGAAUAUGAAACCGCACCCAAAGAUUGGAUGGAUAUGUUCGUAGGUUCCAGUAGUAACAUUUUCCCAACGUCCUCCGCGACUCUCAUGGCUCAAGCAACGUUCUCUGACAAAUCCCCAGAGGAACAACUUGAAGAAAUAAAAGAUAUAGCUGAACACAUAACAAAAGCUAUACAGAGUGAAAUGGCCAAUCUUCUUUCUUAUGCCAUUUCUAUUACCGAUAAAGAGGUCGACAAUACUUUAAGGUCAAAAAGAUCCGUUGAAACUCCCAUGGAUAGUACACAGUUAGUUAUGCGACUACUCAAACAUAUUAAAUCUAAUAACGAGUAUCAAAAUAUUGCAAUUGAGAAAAUGAUGACUGCCCAAGAAAUUGCUGACAAAUACGGAAUUGAUUUCAAUCCUGAUCCCCAAAUACUAUCCGAUCUUGCGUUAGCUGCAAACGAACAGGCUGAAGAAAUGUCAGAGAUACUCAAAGAUGCAUGCGAUUUAAAAAAUGUUACUAAACGUCACGACACAGACGCUUUUCUUGACCAAAGCUUAAAUUCAACACAAAAUCUUUCUAAUACAGAACAAAAGAACAUCACUAACGUGCCAGACGUUAUGCCGCACAAAGAAAAUGAAAAUUCUGAUGGAUUUUCGCAUUACAAUUACUAUUACAAUUAUCCUUAUGAAUCGCAAAUACCAGCUCCUCCUACCCAUCAUCAUCACAAUGCGCCAGUAAGUCCACGGCCGGACUUCUACGACUACAUUUCUUUCAAUCCAGCUCUGGAAUACUCUCCAUACUGUUCCAUGGAACCGAUGUCUUCAAUAUUAUAUAUAGAUGAACCAGUGUUAUCUGAACCGGAAUUAGUUGGUGAGGAAUUUGAAGAGAUUAUAUCAUCUAAGGUUUACAUCGAUCAUGACGAAGAGCCUGGAAUGUCAUCUGUCAAUCACGUCAUGACAUAUACAAUUUCGGAGAAAUCUCAUUUCCGGACACCGCAAAUAGAAAGUCUGCCACAACAAAUGCAAUAUUAUUUCUUCCUCAUGUAAGAUUGUAUUGUUAUAAUAUAUAAUUAUUUUAAUGUAAUAUAAUUUUUAACUUUUUAAUAAAUAUACAUUGAUUUAUAA
This is a messenger RNA of Vanessa tameamea, 1285 nucleotides long. RefSeq lists its product as uncharacterized. The transcript has 2 exons. The record is from RefSeq and is a predicted model, not a curated record. The coding region runs from base 71 to 1207 and encodes 378 amino acids. Lineage: Eukaryota; Metazoa; Arthropoda; Insecta; Lepidoptera; Nymphalidae.